UGUACCGUGUGCAAAGACACAAGCGUGCUGGGGGAAAAAGAUGUGCCGGGUGCAGUCCCCAGCUUUGCAUACAGGGCACCAGUCCGGAACCUGGAAGGUGAAGGAGCAAGGAACCAAUCCGACACAGAUACGAGCCAAGUGUCCCCAUACAAAACCAGAAGCCCACGCCUAAAUCGGGAGGAGUGCCCGCGCGUUAGCCGUACAGACUGAUCACCCUAUCUGCCAGGGUCUUCUCCGGAUUUUGCCAGCUCAUGUCGUGUGUUUUUUCCCUUCUUUUGUACUUUAUUUUUUCAAAACUACGUCCCACAUCUCUAUUAUGUACUCGGUAUCCAUACUGCUGGUCAGUUGCGUCUGGAGUGCGGGGGCAUACCAUGUUCUGGUACAGCAGUUUCUCAAGGAAUGGCAGUCUGACCAACCACCACACAAAUACACAAACUUUGGCACAUUUGGCCGAUUCUGCUGAUAACUGGAAUAGCAGUUCAGGAUUGAGUUACAUUGGCAGAAUUGCCUAUUACCCUGUAAAAAGCCUGCCUCAUUAGUACUACCAGUCAGCUGCUUUGAGCCUAAAUGGACUCCCUCCAAGUUAAAGGUAAGAGAAGUAGGGACAGGAAAAACAGCAAAAUGAGUGAAAGUGAAGCUACCAAAAAGUUGGAGCUCCUUCAGGCACAUAAGAACAUAAGAGAUAGAUGGAAUUAAAAUAGAUGGAAAUUGAUGAGCAGAAGGCUACGCAUCAUAGGACCAUGGCACUCAGGCAGCUAGAGGCUGACAAAGAAAUGGAGGCACAAGCAACCAGACAAAAAGCAGACCAUGAGAGCACCAUGGAAAUCCAGAAGCUAGCCUUUGAAGAGAAAGAAAAAGAGAGAAAGCAUGAACUGGCUAUAUUGGAGUGGAAGAGACAGAACCCCACACCAGGGGGCUCCACCUCUCCAAAAAUCCACAAGUGGGAGUGGUUGUGUCCAGCAUAUAGCAAAUCUGGGGAUAUUGCUGAGUAUUUCAUCAUCUUUGAGAGAAUAUGUAUGCUCCAUGCAAUUUCUGGUGAUCAAAAGAUGACCACUUUGGUUGCAAAAUUGACUGGGAGAGCUCUGGACAUACUCAAUAAGAUGCCAAUGGGUGAUGCUUCCAAUUAUGGUAAAUGUAAGGACAUGGUUUUAAAACAGUUUCAGAUUACACCUGACAUUUAUAGAGUAAAAUUUAGAAGCCUUAAGAGAGGGGCUGGAUUAAGUAAUGUGGCUUAUGUGAACCAAAUGAGAGAUCUACUGGAUAAGUGGGUGAGGAGAAAAGGUAUUACAAGCUUUGAAGGAAUGUGUGAUUUGGUUGCUCAGGAACAGUUCCUGAAUAUGUCUAGUGAUGAUGUAAAACAGUGUUUAUGGGAUAAAAAGGUGGAAACAGUUGAUGAACUUGCAGCUUUUGCAAAUAAAUUUGAGCAAUCUCAAGCACCUAGAGGAGUUAAAGUUUGGUGGGAAGCAAGGUCCACGUUUUACCCCUGGGAAGAAGGACGGUGGAUGGGAGGCUGGAUACUCACCUCCCCAGGUUCACUCCUCCAGUCCUCAUCCCAAAUCUGA
Malaclemys terrapin pileata is the source of this 1562-nucleotide messenger RNA. RefSeq lists its product as uncharacterized. NCBI's taxonomy places the organism in Eukaryota, Metazoa, Chordata, Testudines, Emydidae. The record is from RefSeq and is a predicted model, not a curated record. The transcript is spliced from 3 exons. The coding region runs from base 702 to 1562 and encodes 286 amino acids.